AUGCCGGUCACUGAGAAGUCUGUAAAAGAAGUGUACACGGCUCUUCUCCCCCAAACUAUGGUUGUCGCCGAUCUCGGUUGUUCCUCAGGACCAAACGCGUUGGUCUUCGUCUCAAAUGUGAUCAAUGCCAUAGCUGAACAUAGCAGAAACGACUUCAACCAGCUCUUUCGGUCACUCGAACAGUUCAAGAGGUCAGCUGAAAUGGAUCGGAAUGGAGAUACGCUACCUCCGUAUUACGUUUCCGGGCUGCCAGACUCGUACUACGUCAGGCUUUUUCCUCGUCAAAGUGUUCAUCUCUUCCACUCCUCCUACUGCCUGCAUUGGCGCUCUCAGGUGCCGGAGGGUCUUGAGGGCAAACGAGAAGUGUAUCUAAAUGGAGAGAACAUGUACAUCGCCAAAAAUACCCCACCGUCGGUGGUGAAGCUAUUCCAAGAGCAGUUCAGGAAGGAUUUCUCUCUGUUCCUGAGGCUUCGCCACGAAGAACUUGCGUUCGGCGGUCAAAUGGUGCUAACAUUUCUUGGGAGAAAGGACGAGGAUGUAUAUAGUGGAGAUCUCAACCAUCUCUUUGGCUUGCUUUCGCAGUCUCUACAGUCUCUUGUUGUGGAGGGCCUUGUGGAGGAGGAGAAAGUAAGCUCCUUCAAUUUACCGGCCUAUGGGCCGUCGGUCGGCGAUGUGACGGCAUUGGUGAAGGAAAGCGGCGCCUUCGAGAUAGCUCACAUCAAGCUGUUCGAGCAGAACUGGGACCCCUAG
Triticum aestivum (bread wheat) is the source of this 750-nucleotide messenger RNA. Its product is annotated as benzoate O-methyltransferase-like. Gene Ontology annotation, molecular function: methyltransferase activity. The coding region runs from base 1 to 750 and encodes 249 amino acids. NCBI's taxonomy places the organism in Eukaryota, Viridiplantae, Streptophyta, Magnoliopsida, Poales, Poaceae. The record is from RefSeq and is a predicted model, not a curated record. The transcript is spliced from 4 exons.